AGUCUCGUUGGAAAUUAGGGAGAGCGAUCGAGUGGGUUUCUAGCACGAAUUGGAAAAUGGCCUUGCUCCAUGAUGUCAUUGGAUAAACCACAAUUUAUACUAGAGUAGACCAAGAACUAGAAAAAUAUCAUAAAAUUCCGAUCAUGGACCAAACUAAACCAUUCUUGACAGUUUAAGCCAAAACAAACUGUUCCGUCCUUUUUUGUUCACUAUUUUUCAACUAUCCAAUCUAUUUUCCGAGCAUCCAUUUUCAUUGUAUCUACUCUUCCACUUUUGAAGGCAAAACGGUGCAGUUUCUCUCCAAAACAUCCUAACUGUUUUUUUUAGUGCUCUCCGUCUUCGUUCGACAAGCGCCCAUCUCAUCCCUGUUUGUGCAAAGCUGACAUGGAGGAGGAGAACGAGAGGAACGGCGCGGAAGAAUCUAUGCAGCUGGAGGACGACGACGACGACGGACCACCGCCAGGAUGGCAAUCGAUCCCUCCUCCACCAGAUCCUUCGGAGGAGAAACCUGCUUCACCUCCCCCACCCCCUCCGCCGCCGUCGCCGUCUCCGCCGCCGCCAACCACCGCACCGACGGUACCUAUACUCGAGCCACCACAUUCAGAGAUGGCUCAGAUGGUUUGUGGUUCCUGUCAACGCCUUCUAUCCUAUCAGAAAGGCGCCAAGCACGUGAAAUGCGGCUGUUGCGACUCUCUCAAUUUUGUGCUGGAAGCUCACGAAGUCGGGCUUGUUAAUUGUGGAUACUGUCCUGUGCUGCUUAUGUACCAGUAUGGAUCUUCGGCGGUUCGCUGCUCCUCCUGCCAGAACGUAACAGCAAUCGGAGAACACAACCAACGCCCGCCAUGGUCUGUAAUACAAGGAUACCCUCCUGCCUCGCCUUCCCCUAAUCCUGUUCGCUGACUGAGCCUCGAGGUCUCGGCAACAUCCUGAAAACUGUCUAGGUCAGGACUCAGAAGGAAGGGUGAAAGACUCUCCUAGUGGUUUUGUGUAGGCUGCUUCUAUGACCAAAUUCAGAGAUGUUAUGAAUGCUUAUUGGGAUUUCUCCCAGAUGUUCAGCUUAGAGAUCUACAUCCUUAUCUUGUUCUUUUGCCUCUAGUGAUGAGCUGGCGCUAUAUAUCUAUACCUGAAGGUUCAGUCUCUCUGGAAAUUAAACUUCCUGGUGUUGGCUAGAGUUGAGUAUUGUGGGCGCGUCAAAUCGAUCUCUCCCAUGAACAAGAUAAGAGAUGCUUAUGCUGGCUGUCUAAAACUACAGGUUAGUUCAUUGGAUUCUGCUAAAAAGAUAUUAUCUUGAACAGCAAGAGUUAUUAUCAGAGUUCUCCUGAAAGCAAACUAGAAGGGAGCAAGUAGUCGCCCAUAGUUUUUAUUAUUCUUGAUGUAAAAUGUUUUUGGCGAAUUGUCAAAAGUGACAGCUGCCUGUAACUCUAUCGUUUAACUUAGAUUAUUGCGCUGAAAUUAACUUAUUCCAAGAUU
Linum trigynum is the source of this 1470-nucleotide messenger RNA. Lineage: Eukaryota; Viridiplantae; Streptophyta; Magnoliopsida; Malpighiales; Linaceae. The record is from the annotation of a GenBank genome assembly.